Messenger RNA from Oxyura jamaicensis (ruddy duck), 3362 nucleotides. RefSeq names its product transmembrane protein 41B (gene TMEM41B). The transcript is spliced from 7 exons. Lineage: Eukaryota; Metazoa; Chordata; Aves; Anseriformes; Anatidae. Gene Ontology annotation, cellular component: endoplasmic reticulum membrane. The record is from RefSeq and is a predicted model, not a curated record. The coding region runs from base 23 to 862 and encodes 279 amino acids.
CCCGGUUGGCGGCAGCGGGGCCAUGGCGCAGCGGAGGGCGGCCGAGCGAGGAGGGCCCUGCCGAGCGGCGGCGGAGAGCGCCAGGCACCAGCGGCAGCUUCUAGAAGGGAAAGCUCAGGCAGAAGGUGGAUCAGCUCGAACGUCUCUUCUUAUUUUGGUGUCCAUCUUCACAUCGGCUGCUUUUCUUAUGUUUCUGGUAUAUAAAAACUUCCCACAACUUAGUGAAGAAGAAGGAAAAUGUAUAAAGGUUCCUAGAGACAUGGAUGAUGCAAAAGCCUUAGGAAAAGUCCUGUCUAAAUAUAAGGACACGUUUUAUGUUCAAGUAUUAGUAGCUUACUUUGCCACAUACGUUUUCCUGCAAACAUUUGCUAUCCCUGGGUCUAUAUUUCUCAGUAUCCUGUCAGGGUUUCUUUAUCCCUUUCCACUGGCGUUAUUUCUUGUUUGUCUGUGCUCAGGACUUGGAGCUUCGUUCUGCUAUAUGCUUUCAUACUUAGUGGGACGGCCUGUUGUAUACAAAUACUUAACAGAAAAAGCAGUUAAAUGGUCAGAACAGGUUGAACGACACAGAGAACACCUUAUUAACUACAUAAUAUUUUUGAGAAUAACACCGUUUCUUCCAAAUUGGUUCAUCAAUAUAACAUCUCCUGUAAUAAAUGUGCCAUUAAAAGUAUUUUUCAUUGGCACCUUUCUAGGUGUGGCACCACCAUCUUUUGUAGCCAUUAAGGCAGGAACAACACUAUACCAACUUACAACAGCAGGGGAAGCUGUUUCCUGGAACUCUGUUUUUGUUCUCAUGAUUCUAGCCAUCCUCUCCAUCCUACCAGCUCUCUUCCAGAAGAAACUGAAACAGAAGUUUGAAUAAGGAUCAAACUGGACCAGGACUUCCCAUGUUUCAUCUCAGGAUUGGCACUUCUGAUAUUUGUAUAUUUGCUUUUCUAUUGGAUCUUAAGCAAUUAAAGGGGAGGCUUGUAAUGGGUAAGAAUGUCUUUAAACGAACACGUGACCUGCAACUGAAGGAACUGUGUUCAGAAAUGUACUACGUAGUUUUAUAACCAAAUCAUCAGUGUUUUGCUUUGGGGUGUAUGUGCAGCCCUCGGGAUGAGGGAAGUGAAAACACAGGUGUCAUGUUUUGCUUUGAUUAUAUGCAGAGCAAAAAAUGUAACAAACUACAGAUAAUGCUUUCUAAUACUUGCAGAAAAAAAAACAAACCCAGCCCUUAUUUUUUCAAUCUGAUUUCUGUAACAUACUGUACAUCUCUGUAGACAUGCAUGGGAUCUGGUCUGAGCACAAUUCUCAUCAACAGUCUUUCUUACCUUUUGGGGUUCCAAAAUUAUAGCAUAAUAUCAUAACGGUGCUCAUUCAGAAACAAUUUUUUUUCUGAGUACUACUUUAACUACAAAGAUACACUCAUCUUGAUUGUUUACUUCUAUUACUGUUGUGUGGACUUCAAUACUUGAACCUACAUCUGCUUUACUAACUGGAUUAACAAAGGCAAAGUUUCAGAUCGUUCUAAGUUAUUCUGUAAAAGUUUGCUCUGGGAGAGCAGACUAGACUUCUUCAUUGUGGCUAGCUGAUUUUGAAAUUCUAUUAUUUUUUUCAUGUUGAUUAUUUUGCCAAUAUUUUACUUGCAUACAUUUAUCCUGUGAAUUCAAGAAAAUGAUCAUAUAUAAAACUUUAAUUUCCUGAGUGAUUUAAAAAUGUAUAACUUCAGUGUACUAUAAACAUUUCUAAAGCAAUAGACAAAGAGUAUACAACUUUUCAUUGCAGCUCGAUUGGCUAGAAGUGUCAGGUACCUUAAUUGGUGCACUUCUUGCAAAAGAACUGAAUCCAAAUACUGUUCAAAGCAUCAUGCAACAGAAGUUUAUGUGAAUGUAUCUAAAAUUAAAGGGAUGAUUCAAUUUUCUGCUAAGUCCGUAACCGGUAAUGCGCAACCAGCUCUGAUUCACCUUCAAGUAAACGUCUGCUUAUAUAUAGCCAACAUAGGAGGUAUGUGAUACCUGCCCUUGUACAGUUAUAACUGUUGUAGUCUGUAUUAUUAUCAGUGGAGUCCCAUAAAAUGAGGUCCUGAUCAGCAAGGAAUUGGGGUGCAUGUUUAAGUUGAUCCUACUGAAAUUAGUGCUGCUUGUAGGCUUUAAUUUUAUGCUCCUGAAGCACCUUGCUGAAAUGGGAACUGACAUGUUAGCAUAUGCUCCGGUUCAAGGGUUUACGUGUCUGUAUCCCCAUGUUAACUCAUCAUGGUAGAUCAUUUGAGAUGUAAGAGAACAGUUCCAUGAAUGUGAUAAUGUGAAAGGUACUGGUACCUUCUAAAAAGUUUUGUUCUUUUUUGUAACAUAAUGUUAAUUGACUCCAGUUUAUUGCAGUAUUACAUGUAAAUAUACAGUAAAUAUUAUUGAUGAACUAUUUUGGUCUUUUAUUUAAAUCUGGGUUGCACAGUAAAUGGUAUUUUUAUGUAGGUAAAGGAACUCAUUUCACUUCUGUUUACAAAUUUAUUGUAAGCAUUUAGCUUUAGGGAAUGCUUUCUAUUUAGAAUUGAGUCUAAAAGGGUACUUGAUUGGCAUUUAAACCUGAAUAGUGACUUUUAAUUGCUGCAACUCUAAUCUCAGUGCUCAUCUACCUGGAGGAUUUGCUCCAUAGUAAGUGGUAGCUAUUGUGAGCUCAGUGUCCACUGGAAUAUUGAGCGUGAAAUAGCUGUAGAUUUACAGCCUACUCUUCUGCAUAGUUAACUUUCCAUGCAGAAUAACUCAGAACAAAUUUCAUACUUACUAUUACCCAGUGGCUUGUCUCAAAAGUGGUCUCAAUUUUUGGUCAGUAAUAUGCUGUUGUAAAAUUCUUUCUACAUUGUACAAAACCCAUGUUUUGGUGUGGAACCUUGACACUAAAGAAGGAAUGAACUCCAUUUCAGUUUCAUAUGAAUCAUGCUGUCACUUGGCACUUUCAUCAAAUUAUAUUUCACUGUGUGGAUGGGAUCAGGCUAUGAUACUGAAAAACUCCUUUCAGCUGUAGACUAAUUUCCCAUCACAGUGGCUAAAAGCCUUAAAAACCUUAAAAAGGUUGAAAAUAAGGUUAUUUCCUUUUGCAACAAGUUAGCAUUUUUUUUUAACUUAUCCCUUCUAUGUUUAUAUUCAGCUGCCAAUGGCUUCAGGCAAUUCCCUGUCCCAUGAGGACUACUGAGGGUUAUAAAGUAUAAAGGAGGUCUUGGGGAAAAGCAAAGAAGUGCUGUGCUGUGGAAUAAGGCGGUUGCUGGCUUUUUAUGGGAAUCCAGCCAGUGCUCCAAGAGAUAGCCAUGCAUUUCUGCCAGAAAAGCAGUGUCUACCAUGAAGCAAACUUGGAAAUCAGGAAGGUAUGGUUUAACUACAAAAAAA